AGAGUUAAAGAUUCGUAGAGACAUAAUAAUCAUCUCUUCCUCCGACCCCAUUUUCACUACUCCACUGUCUUUUUUCCAUUUCAUAAAUAAUUUUUUCUAACAAAAAAAAAAUGGGAUCGGAAGAAGCAGCCUACGCAGCCGCCGUUGAAAACUUGCAGCAACCGUUACUUGAGGCGACGAAAUCGGAAGUAGAUUUCAGGAUGGAGAGUGUGUUAACGGACACUCAUUUGCCUUAUCUCCGGCGGAUUUACUUGGCCGCGUUGAUCGAGCUGAAAUUUCUCAUACACCUGGCGGGUCCGGCGAUCUUCGUCUACGUCAUCAACAAUGGCAUGUCGAUGCUCACUCGUAUCUUCGCUGGUCAUAUGGGAAGUAUGCAACUCGCCGCCGCCUCUCUCGGAAACAGCGGUUUCAACAUGUUCACCUUUGGUCUCAUGCUUGGAAUGGGAAGUGCAGUAGAGACAUUAUGUGGGCAAGCACACGGAGCUCACAGAUACGAGAUGCUCGGAGUCUACUUACAGAGAUCCACCGUUGUUCUUUUCCUCACCGGACUUCCCAUGACGUUACUCUUCAUCUUCUCCAAACCUCUGCUCACUUCUCUCGACGAGCCUGCUGACGUGGCAUCAGUGUCUUCAGUCUUCGUCUACGGUAUGAUCCCGAUGAUCUUCGCUUACGCCGUGAACUUCCCCAUCCAGAAAUUCCUCCAAUCACAGAGCAUCGUCACGCCGAGCGCUUACAUCUCAGCCGCCACGCUCGUCCUCCACUUGAUCCUCUCUUGGCUCGCCGUCUUCAAGCUCGGUUGGGGAUUGCUUGGUCUCUCCGUUAUUCACAGUCUCUCGUGGUGGAUCAUCGUUCUUGCUCAGGUUCUUUAUAUCAAGAUGAGCCCAAGAUGUCGCCGGACUUGGACCGGGUUUAGCUGGAAAGCUUUUGAUGGUCUUUGGGACUUUUUCCGGUUAUCGGCCGCUUCCGCCGUCAUGCUCUGCCUUGAGUCUUGGUACUCUCAGAUUCUUGUUCUCCUUGCCGGACUUCUCAAGAACCCUGAACUCGCCUUGGACUCUCUAGCCAUCUGCAUGUCAAUCUCUGCAAUCUCGUUUAUGGUAUCUGUUGGAUUCAACGCAGCUGCAAGUGUGAGAGUUAGUAACGAACUCGGCGCCGGAAAUCCAAGAUCAGCAGCAUUUUCAACCGCAGUAACUACAGGAGUAUCAUUUUUACUGUCGUUGUUUGAAGCCGUGGUGAUCCUCUCGUGGCGCCACGUCAUCAGCUACGUUUUUACUGAUAGCCCAGUGGUUGCCGAAGCCGUAGCCGAACUCGCUCCUUAUUUGGCCAUUACCAUAGUUCUCAAUGGAGUUCAACCUGUUUUAUCUGGUGUUGCCGUUGGAUGUGGGUGGCAAGCAUUUGUGGCGUACGUUAACAUUGGAUGUUAUUACAUUGUUGGGAUUCCUAUUGGUUAUGUUCUUGGUUUCACCUAUGAUAUGGGAGCUAUGGGAAUAUGGACAGGGAUGAUUGGGGGCACACUCAUGCAAACUAUUAUCUUACUCAUUGUCACUUUCCGAACUGAUUGGGAUAAAGAGGUGGAGAAGGCUUCGAGACGAUUGGACCAGUGGGAAGACACCCAAGCGCCGCUUCUUAAGCAGUAAACAAAAAAAAGAACUGAUUAUUUUUUUCAAAUUGAAAUUUAAUCUUGGGGGAGGGGGGGGAUUUGGAGAUAUAUAUUUUUUGUUUGGUUUCCCCCAAGGCCCCAAAAUUGAUUGAAAAACGGAUAAAACACUCAUCAGUUAAUCAAUAGAUCUGCCAAUCUGUUGAUUAAUGAAUUGGAAAAUCGAUAGUUUUCUGGAGGGGGUAAGAGUGAAGAGAAGGAUGUUAAUGAACAUUUUUGUAAGCGGAAGUAAUAUUGAGUAGUGAGAAUGAAAUGUUGAAAACAAUGAUGUACUGUGUGAAAGAGCGAAUUUGUUGUAACCGCCUCUUGUAUGUACGCAAAUAAAUCAAAUAAUGAAACAUUG
Molecule: messenger RNA, 1997 nt
Organism: Eutrema salsugineum
Lineage: Eukaryota; Viridiplantae; Streptophyta; Magnoliopsida; Brassicales; Brassicaceae
Product: protein DETOXIFICATION 36
Exons: 7
Coding region: 111-1634 (507 amino acids)
Biological process (GO): xenobiotic detoxification by transmembrane export across the plasma membrane
Cellular component (GO): membrane
Molecular function (GO): xenobiotic transmembrane transporter activity; antiporter activity
Source: RefSeq, a predicted model, not a curated record